Molecule: messenger RNA, 363 nt
Organism: Prorocentrum cordatum
Lineage: Eukaryota; Dinophyceae; Prorocentrales; Prorocentraceae
Source: the annotation of a GenBank genome assembly
AUGUGGAUCUCUGAGGAGUGCGAGUGCGGGUGUUGCGACCCGCGAUGUUGCACCAUCUGCAAGAUGCACGAGUGCCCGGUGUACUUGCACACCCAGGUGUUCAGGGUGAGAGGCGCCAAUGGCACGAAUGAAACAUACGUGCGGGGAUUCUAUUACGACCAUGUCCACGUGGAGAAGAAACUGCGGUUGCCUCCAGACGCCAUCACGGAGGCCAAUGCAGCUGAACACUCCGAGAAUUUGUCUCAUCACCGCGGCAUCUCUCAGGCCGAGGCGCUGCAGUGGAUUACAAACCAUUCGGCCGAUCACACAGGCGUCACUGAUGCUGACACAGCCAAUGGAUGGUUCAAAACAGUAGCCUCCUAG